Messenger RNA from Fusarium proliferatum ET1, 1659 nucleotides. RefSeq lists its product as uncharacterized. The transcript is spliced from 5 exons. Lineage: Eukaryota; Fungi; Ascomycota; Sordariomycetes; Hypocreales; Nectriaceae. Bases 1 to 1659 code for a protein of 552 amino acids. The record is from RefSeq and is a predicted model, not a curated record.
AUGACUGUACCUGCCUUCGGAUUCUCCGCCGGCGACUUCGUUAGCGCCGUGAAUUUGAUCGUCGACAUUACCAAAGCCUUGAAUAAUACAGGUGGCGCUGCAGAGGAUUAUCUCCAAGUGUUGGCGGAUUUGAACCUUUUGAAGGAUGUGUUGUCACACCUCCAGCAACAGCAGACCGGCAGGACGAGGCAAAGAAGCAGCAAUCCUUUUGCAGAGCAUGCGCGGAAGCAAGCAGAUCUCACCUUAUCUACACUAGCAAAUUUUCUCGACCUGAUAUCCAAAUUCGAUGCCAGCCUGGGUCCCCAAAGAACCUCGGCUUGGUACCGCGGUGUUGGAAGAAAGGCGCAAUGGGCUCUGGUCUACUCGAAACAUGUCGAUGAUCUACGCUCAAGGAUCGGGACACAGAUUCAGACGCUGAACCUUGUCACUCAACUACAAGAGGACGACCAUAACGGCCUCGAUGAGCUGAACAGCCAGCUCAACGUUAUCAGAGUCCAGAAUGAGCAGGUCAUAACACAACUACAAGAGCGCCGAAUCAUUAGUAUCGAAGAACUUCGAGAACAACUAAGUCUGCUUGACCUUCGGGACGAUGAGCAUCAACCUGCUAGUGCACCUGCGCCGCCUCAAGUUGUUGAAGACCCCCAAUCAAGUCCAAGUCAUCAACCGAUAUUAGGGGACUUGGAAGACCCUGCCAGACGUCUGACCAGAAGCCAAGGGGACCAACCCAUUCAACAUGAGAUGACCAGCCUACAAGAGACAACUCAAAUCCUCUUACCAAAGCUACUUCGAGCUGUCACACGCGAUUUGCACAACCUCAUUAUGAAGGCCUGGCUCCUGUUUCCAGGGUUAAUGAGACACUAUUCUCGCCUGUGCACAUCAAUCUCCAUGCCACCACUUCUCAUAAUCGCCGAGAAUAUCAGUUUUGAAGACGUGCUCGGGCGUCAAACGACGCUACAGUAUGACUUCUUCAAGCACUGGGCGAAUGUCGACAUGUUCCUCAAUAAACAGUUCGAGAACUGUCCAGGCCAACAGUAUAUAGCCAAAAAGCAAUAUUUCUUCAUCGGAGCAGAUGCAACAACAAAUAAGCUGAACUCCAAUGUUGAGAUUGCUUGGCAAGCGAUGGCCCGCCCUGGAUGCCAAAUUUCGAUGUCCAUAAAGAUGAUUGCAGAACAGGAUAUCGUCUUAGAGGCCAAAUGCCCUAGUCCUGGUUGUAAAGGACGUCCAGUCAAAAUAGGCGGCGAGAAAACAUUUUCAUGUCAAAAGUGUGAUCUCAUGUACUCCAUGCUACCCAGCUCUGCAACAGAACCAUUUGUCCGGGAAAGGAGAAAUACGUCCAGCGUCUCCUACUUAAACCCAUACUGGCGACGGGCACAAGCUUCUGAACCAGAUCAAGACAUCAUUGGACUGGACCAGCAAAUUGCUUGCUUCAAGAAAGUCCAUAUAUUGGACCCUGCAAUGAAUGAAACAUCGAUAGUGGCAACUAUGUCCCAAGGGAAGAAUCCAUUGCGAUGGAGCAAGCUUAGCCGUAGAAGGGUCUCUUGGGUCUGGUUUUGUUGCGGCUGUGGUCAUGGUGGGAUGAAAGUAAUUGUGAUUUCUUGUCCACACUGCGGACUUCUUCGCUGCCCCAAUUGCAGUGUGAAGAGAAAAGAGAUCAGGUAA